UUUCCACGAUGCAAAUUAACCUUUCAUGGUCCUUGACCGGCAACGGAAGCAGGUUGCGUUAACAAAAACAUCCACUGGACAGAUUUACUUUCCAGCAAUCUUCAAGCAAUGAGGGGCGAGAAGUUUUACGUCUGCUGUGCACUACUAUUGUCGAGUUACAUCGCUUUUUCAAGCAGUGCGACCACAACCUCACGACCGGCAACGACGCCCAGUUCAAGUACAGGCAAACCCAGUGGAUCUCCCACGCCAACCAAACCCGCUCCACAGGAUCCUAACACGCUGCAGUGCACCGUAUACAACCUGACACUGAAGCUAACAAACGCUACUUAUGAUGAAAGUUUAGCUUCUCCACAUUCGCCUCAGUUCAUCAAACUUAGAACGGAUUUCGAAGUUGGAAUUUUACAAGUCUAUGAUGGAUACAAGCCAUUCCUUGGCGUAACAACUUUGUUAUUAAGUAAAGCCCCAGAUGGCAAGACCAUCGCACACUUUGUGGUAGAGUUCAAAGAUAACGGAACUCAUCUUCCAAACUUGACCAAGGCCAUAACCGCUGGAAAGCUUGGAAAGCUGACUCCAGUUGCUGUCGCCCCAAAACUGGGUCAAGCAGCAUGCUACAAAGAAAUGCCCCCCGCGAUCUGCCAAAUUCCAUGUCCAUCAGCCUGUGCUCCUUCCUGCUACUCCAGCUGCUGCCAACAGUACCAACAGCCCUAUUACUAUCCCCAGGCUCCUCCUCCUCCCCCACCUCCCCCCAUGCCGAUCACGUGCCCAAAUAACUGCCCCAGUACAUGCGCACCGAUCGGGUGCACUCCUGCCUGUUGUAACACUGUGUAUAACCAGCCUUCUUAUUCGUACGGUAAGCGUCACCACGCCCCAAAACCAGUCAAAGGAUCCAAGAAACACCAAAUCUUCCGUAAACACCAUAAGCAUCACUAGAGAAGGGGUGAAUGCAAAAGUGACAGAAGGAGAGAGGAACGUUGGAAUUUUUUUUGCUUACUUUUACGUACUCGUCUCGGUUCGACACCGAUUCUUUGUUGCGCAAGGUAUCUUUAGUGCUCUCAUAAAAAAAAAGUUCAUUUAAAGUUUAUUUACCAUCAAAAGCAAUCAACGAGAGCCAACGAACUGAAACGUGUCAAACCUUCGUCCUAAACACCCGUAAGACACUAUGUACAAAAAGAUAUGCAAAUAAAUAUAAAGAUUGAAUUCUUGAAUAGUUGUCAGACGGAAAUAAUUUAAAUUUGAUUUCAGCGAAAUAGGGCAUUUUAUUUACUUAAGGACAGGACAUUUACAGAAACAAAAUUCAAUGAAUUACUAUCACAAAAAAAGACUUUGUUAUUCCAAGGCCCAAAGGGACUGUUUAACUUAAGUUUAUCUUCUUGGGGUAUGAUAUUUUAAAUUCUGUUAUUUGUUUGUUGGUGAAAUGGAAAGUAGUUUAGUUUUAGCUUAUUGUAAGCAUUGUAAAUAAGGCACAGUGACGUCACGACUGAAAAUAAACAAUUCCAAAAUUUCA
Messenger RNA from Stylophora pistillata, 1504 nucleotides. RefSeq lists its product as uncharacterized. The record is from RefSeq and is a predicted model, not a curated record. Lineage: Eukaryota; Metazoa; Cnidaria; Anthozoa; Scleractinia; Pocilloporidae.